AGUCUCGGCUUUCCGAUGGCAUCAUUAGUUGCUCACAAUCGUACCAACGCUGAGUUGCGUUACUUGGGUGGCAGCACCUGUCCCACAGACAGCCAGUCUGAGCUGAGCUCGAGCAUAGAACUUCACUGUGAUAUGCGCGCCGGUUUGGGCAAACCAAUUUUACAGUUAAUCACCGAUUGCCAUUACCAAUUUGAGUGGGCAACAAACGUCAUUUGUCCAUCGCAUAUGUGCACUUUUAAUGAGGAGAAAUGUGAAAUAAUUAACGAUGAUAUUAACUAUAACUACGAAGUGAAAACGGCGCCAUUCACCAAUGAGGGUAAAAUGAAGAUUUCGAUUGGUAAGAGUGAUUUCACACUCGACAUUUGUGGUAAACACCGUAAGGCGGAGACAGAUUAUGCAGAGGGUUCGGUGAAUUUGUACUUCACCACGGAUGCGCCAUGUGGCAAAUCGAAUGUACAGCUGCGUUUAAUCUGUAGCGGCGACACAAAACAAGUCAUCAACUAUAAUAAUAUAUGCAUUUCAGUUGAGGAAAUUUUGAGAAAACUUGCAAUGGAGCUGUUUCCUCGUUGCGCAAUGUAUUUUUAACGGAUGUUGGCAUUCGAUUUGCAUUUCCUUGAAAGUAAUUUAUAGGGGAGAUGUCAAGAAAAAUAUUUACAACAUGCAAAUACAACUUUAUUUAAAAUAAAUUCAAAUUCAUUCACCAAUUUAUGCUGAGCGGCUUGAUGUUUUUACAUAAAAUGGAGAGAGCUACACUUUAUUCGAAGCCACCUCCGAAUGGAACGGUAGAUUUUUAUGGGGAACCUUUACUUCAUGUCAGAAACAGAUUCGGAGGAGACAUUCCCUGCAAGGAGCGACCGUUACUAAAAAAAAUAAAUAAAUUCCUUUUCUUUAAAUUAAUUUCAACAUUAGCAAAUCGUGAAAAUUUAUUACCAAAAUAAUAGCUCGGUUCUAUCUACCCAUCGCGCGCAGCGUCCAAUAUGCGGUCGACAGAGUCGGUGUUCGAGCAAAUCUAUACCGGCUCUGCUAGGCGAUUGAAUCGUUUCACACCAAGUUUACUCAGAGUUAUUCCAAAAAACGCUCCGAAAGCGAUAUUGCUGCUUGGAGAAUUGGAGCUGUGUCUAUCCACUUUAUGGUAAAUUUUGCGAGAGGAUCUUGGUUUGUGAGCUUAUGAAAUCCACCUAGUGUAAAAAUCGAUGCGGAAUGACUAUCAAGUGCAUCGGACGUCCGUUGAAUGGAACCAAAACGAAAUGGCCCACCAGCCCAAUUUUCACAAGAAAUUUUCGUUUAGCUGUGAAACGCACUUUUGGUUGAAUGGGCACGUUCAAUAGUCCCAUUUGGAGUGAUGAUAAUCCCCAUCCCAUUAUUGCGACGCCGUUUUAUCUUGGCUUUCUCUAUGCGUAGAGGGAAUCAUCGGUACAUACGUGUAUAUCUUUAAAAAUAAAGUCGACUAUAAUGCCACAGUCAAUGGAGAAUGCUAUAGAGCCAUUUUUAAAGAAUGCCUAAAUUGGAGAAUAUUGAAGUGGACAGCUUCUGGUUCCAACAAAACGAAAAAAUAAAUUUAUUGCAAGAAACUUUUGGUGAGUGCAUUAUCUCGCGUCUUGGGCCUUUGGCGUGGCCCUCAAGAUCGUCCGAUAUAACGCCUCUGGACUAUUGUUUGUGGGGCUAUGUGAAGUCGGUUGUGUACGCAGAAAAGCCUGAGACGGUUUACGCUUUUGCCACUGCCCUAUGGCUUCCCGAAAUGGUCGUUAAUGGGCCUCCAGCUGGAAUCAUUAUAAAAACAUUAUAGCAAACCUUAUCCGUACAAUAAAGCUUAACUUUUGGCCAUGACAUUAAAGAAUAUGGGCGUUUUUUCUUCUUGAGACCCGCAUAUCUGAAGGAAGACUCUUUAUGAAUUCAGCCAAGUUAACUUCAGCGUUUACUGAUUCUUCUUAAAAGUAGGCACAGCCUACGCCUUUACAGACAAGUUUACAAUAGCAGGUUAUUUGUACAGUGAGUUGCGAGAAAUCAAGUGAGACCAGGAAUUCCAGCAGAAAUUGCUUGCACAUCAAUGCAUUUUGCGCCCUAACUCGUAGCAUAGCUGCUUCGUUUUGCGAAUCAAGCUCUGGCGACAUCAGAAGAUUCCCUGUCACGGUCGUGUGGGUGGUAUUUUCUCAGGCUUUCAGUUUCUUCAUCUUCAUACUGGUGCAGCAUAGCUUCUGACCGGCCGGCCAAUUGUCUUGUAGGUUGACAUAAUCGUUUCAUUGCCUUUUCCCCAGUGGCCGCCGUCUUACGAUUUGAUGAUUUUGUUGGUGUCUCAGGACAACUGCAGGCGUAUGCAGAAUGAAGGAGUAAUCGGAAUUUUAACGCCAUCAACUUUCACAUGGAGCUCACGCUCGUACUUCUCCAAUUGGAGUCUUGCAGUGAAGUAGUGGCAAAGGUUGUCGAGAUAGCAGUCCACUUUGGAACACAAGUCAUCAAUAUCUUGGACAGACGCCAAUAUCGAGCAAUUAUCGGCAUAUGAGACCAGUGAAACACCUUUCGGUGGAGUAGGUAUAUAAACGUUAAGCAGUAGUGGGGUGAGGAUACCAGUCUGUGGAAUCGCUUGUUAAAUAAUUCUGUAGUUCGAUGUUUGACCUCGGAACUCUACCGAUGAUUGACGACCAUUCAGGUAGCCCGUGGGACACCGCUUCAACCAACGGUGGUAAAGAGGAUUAAUCAAUGGCCGUUAGUAGCACUGAAUAGGUGAGCUUGCUAAAAGCUUUGGGCAUAUUCAGUGCUACUAUCCAAUGGCUAUCGCUCUGGUAACAUUAGUACUCAAAACUAGUCUUUUGUUGUGCUAACGAAUUUCUGAUUAUUAUUGUAAUUGCAUUUCAGAGAACUUCCAUUGACGAUAUUUC
Messenger RNA from Ceratitis capitata (Mediterranean fruit fly), 2876 nucleotides. RefSeq names its product cation-independent mannose-6-phosphate receptor-like. The record is from RefSeq and is a predicted model, not a curated record. NCBI's taxonomy places the organism in Eukaryota, Metazoa, Arthropoda, Insecta, Diptera, Tephritidae. Gene Ontology annotation, biological process: lysosomal transport. Gene Ontology annotation, molecular function: signaling receptor activity; insulin-like growth factor binding; D-mannose binding. Gene Ontology annotation, cellular component: trans-Golgi network; late endosome; plasma membrane.